GGAGCUUUCUGGGCGAGACGGUCUGAUUGGCUAGUCAGUCUGCCCAUCACAGAGUAGGGUCUUGGAAAGUUUCAUUCAAGGUGAAGAAGUGUUGGGGGAAAGAAUACAAUUGCAGUCCUGCAUUAACUCGAGGGGCAGCCCGCUGCUGCUGCAGCAGCAGCAUUAGCAGGAGAAACAGAAGACCAGCAGGAAUCAGUGGGCUGGUAAUUUGGACUGCUCUUUUUCUUUUCUUUUCUUUUUUUUUUCUUUUCUUUUUUUUUUAAGGGAAUGAAAGCGGACAACUCGAGCAAAAGCCAGACGUUGUUAGCUAUGUAGAUAAGCUCUCUUUGGAGGGCUGAUUCAAAAUAACGACCCAAUAAAUCAACCAAUAAUGCAAAAUCUAUAGUGCAUGGGGAUGGUUUUGCUCCGUUGGCUAUCAGAAUCUGGGUCUUUUUGGCCGGAGGCUGAAGGGGCGUUCCGACUGAGGUCUACUGUGCGCUCUGGAGCUCCCCGGCGUGACGGGUCUGGAGCAAGGAAUUUCUAGAAGGCAGCUGAGCAGCCCCGCUCUCCGGCUUCAGAGACUCAGGACCUACUCUAGGCAGCGGGGCAAGGAAACCUGCUUCGGGGGUGGGGUGAGGACCGAGGAGGAAGGCAAGGGCAGGAAAGGAAAGCGUGAGACUUCCGAGGGUAUCUGUCUAUCAAAAACGCCCUGUUCUUGUGACUAACUUCAAGAAGACUGAAAAGAGGAAAGCACUGGCUUUUCAGAACCCCCCCCUACCUCACCCCCUCCGAAAUCAACAAAACAAAAGAAAAAUAACAACCUAGCAUACUCACUGCAACCAAAAAGCCCAUCAGGAUCCAACCCCAGACUCCAAAGGACACCUUGAAGAAACACUGACCUGAGAUGUUAAAUUAAUUCAUGGGCUACUCCCUUGAUGUGGGGAGUUUGCUGAGGUGUCUACUGCAAAAAGUCUACUGAAAGAGAGAGAAAAAAAGAGAGAAAAGCUACUGAGGAGAGAGAGAGAGAGAGAGAGAGAGAGAGAGAGAGAGAGAGAGAGAGAGAGAGAGAGAGAGAGAGAGAGAGAAUGUUUGACCAAAUGAGAUCAGUCUCGGGCAGGACCACCUAGAUUGUCAUGGGACUGUCCUCAGGGCAGUGACUUAGCCUAGCUUUGCGUUUUCACUAUUGUCACCGCCGCUUGGAUCCCAGGUUCCCUUCCGAAGUGCCCCCGAAGCGAUGGCCUCAGAAGUGGUCUGUGGACUGAUCUUCAGACUUCUGCUCCCUAUCUGUCUGGCAGUUGCGUGUGCUUUCCGGUAUAAUGGGCUAUCAUUUGUCUACCUCAUCUACCUCUUGCUCAUUCCUCUGUUUUCAGAACCCACCAGAACAACAAUGCAAGGGCAUACUGGACGCUUGUUAAAGUCUCUGUGUUUCACUAGUCUAUCAUUCCUGUUACUACAUAUCAUCUUUCAUAUUACAUUAGCUAGCCUGGAGGCUCAACGUCGGAUCUCACCCAAUUACAACUGCUCAACAUGGGAGAAGACAUUUCGUCAGAUUGGCUUUGAAAGCUUGAAGGGAGCAGAUGCUGGCAAUGGGAUCAGAGUAUUUGUACCAGAUAUUGGAAUGUUCAUUGCUAGUUUGGCCACAUGGUUGGUUUGCAGAAAUAUAGUUCAAAAGCCGAUGUCUGAAGAUUCAGCCCAGUACAACAUGCAGUUUGAAAAUGAAGAAAUGGCUGGAGGGGAAAAGGCAGAUUCAGAAGAAGCCUUGAUAUAUGAAGAGGAAUUAGAUGCAGGAGAUGCUGUUGAAGGGGAAUUGGAAGAAAGUACCAAAUUAAAAAUAUUGCGUAGGUUUGCUUCGCUUGCUUCCAGAUUGAAAGAGUUCAUUGGCAACAUGAUCGCCACCGCUGGAAAAGUUGUUGUGACCAUCUUACUUGGUUCAACAGGUAUGAUGUUACCAUCUUUGACUUCAUCUGUAUAUUUCUUUGUAUUUUUGGGACUGUGCACAUGGUGGUCUUGGUGCCGAACUUUUGACCCACUGAUAUUCAGCUGCCUUUGUGUGUUAAUGGCUAUCUUCUCUGCUGGACACUUGAUUGGACUUUAUUUGUACCAGUUCCAAUUUUUUCAAGAAGCAGUUCCUCCUGGAGACUACUAUGCAAGGUUAUUUGGCAUCACAUCUGUAAUUCAAACAAACUGUUCAAGCACUUGGAAGAUCAUAGUACACCCAAGAUUGUCCUGGUACCAUCAUGCCAACCCCAUCCUCUUGCUGGUGACAUACUAUACUCUGGCAACUCUAAUUCGACUCUGGCUACAAGAACCCAUUGAAAGAGUUCAAGAAGAUGAAACCAAUGAUGAAGAUAAAGAUUUGUCCUGUAGUCCUAUGCAAAUCACUGCAGAAAGACGGCGAAGUCUGUGGUAUGCAACCCACUACCCAACUGAUGAGAAAAAACUGUUGUCCAUGACCCAAGAUGACUACAAACCAUCUGAUGUCCUGCUGGUCACUGUGAAUGGCGCUCCUGUAGAUUACCAUACCAUACAUCCUAGCCUGCCUAUUGAGAAUGGGCCAGCCAAAGGUGAUAUGUAUUCUACACCACAGUACAGAUGGGAGACAUCUGAGGAAACAUCGGAAAAGAAAGAGGAAGAAGAAGAUAAGGAAGAUGAAGAUGAAGAAAAGAGUCAAGAAGAAAAGCCAAAUGUUAAAGUACAUGCCAUGGUCUCUGUGUUCCAGUUUAUUAUGAAACAGAGUUACAUUUGUGCCCUCAUUGCCAUGAUGGCUUGGAGUAUUACAUAUCAUAGCUGGCUGACUUUUGUGCUAUUGAUUUGGUCUUGCACUCUUUGGAUGAUUCGCAACAGAAGAAAAUAUGCAAUGAUCAGUUCUCCUUUCAUGGUUGUUUAUGGGAAUCUACUACUGACAUUACAGUACAUAUGGUCUUUUGACCUUGAGGAAAUUAAAGAAGUCCCAGGAUUUUUAGAAAAAAAAGCACCAACAGAACUUGCAUCAAAAAUUCUUUUCACCAUUACUUUUUGGCUGCUCCUAAGACAGCACCUCACUGAGCAAAAAGCACUUCAAUUAAAGGAAGCUCUUUUAUCUGAGGUCAAAAUCGGAAGCCAAGAAGAUGAGGAAAAAGAUGAUGAACUGCAAGACAUACAAGUGGAAGGAGAAGCCAAAGAAAAGGAAGAAGAUCAAGGAAAGAUAAAAAAGCAGGAAAGCAAAAAAGAAGAAGAGCAUGAGGAAGAAGAUGAUGACCAGGACAUCAUGAAAGUGAUGGGAAAUUUGGUGAUGGCCAUGUUCAUUAAAUAUUGGAUUUAUGUUUGUGGAGGAAUGUUCUUCUUUGUCAGCUUUGAGGGUACAAUUGUAAUGUACAAAAUCAUCUAUAUGGUGCUCUUCCUGUUUUGUGUGGCCUUGUAUCAGGUCCACUAUGAGUGGUGGAGGAAGAUACUAAAAUAUUUUUGGAUGUCAGUAGUUAUUUACACUAUGCUGGUGCUCAUAUUCAUUUACACAUAUCAGUUUGAAAAUUUCCCAGGUCUUUGGGAGAAUAUGACAGGAUUGAAUCAAAAAAAGUUAGAAGAUCUUGGUUUGAAGAAGUUUACCAUUACUGAACUAUUUACUCGCAUAUUUAUCCCAACUUCUUUCUUGCUGGUGUGUAUAUUACACCUUCAUUACUUCCAUGACCGCUUCCUAGAACUCACAGACCUAAAGUCUAUACCCAGCAAAGAGGACAACACCAUCUACAGACUGGCGAACCCAGAGGGAAGCCUCCCUGACCUUGCCAUGAUGAAUCUGACUGCAAGCAUGGAAAAGGAAGCAAUGAAGAAAAUUGAAGAGGAUGGGCAGGAUAAGACAGAAGAGUACUAUGAGGAAGAGGAAAAAGGUGGUGAUAGAAAAGAUAGUGAAGAUGAAGAAGAGGAAGAUGAAGAUGGAGAGGAGGAAUCUGAGGAAGAAGAAGAAACUUCAGAUUUAAGAAACAAAUGGCAUCUAGUAAUUGAUCGCCUCACAGUGCUAUUCUUAAAAUUCCUGGAGUACUUCCAUAAACUGCAGGUUUUCAUGUGGUGGAUUUUGGAAUUACACAUCAUCAAAAUAGUUUCAUCAUACAUCAUCUGGGUUACAGUAAAAGAGGUAUCACUCUUCAACUAUGUAUUUUUGAUUUCUUGGGCUUUUGCUCUGCCAUAUGCCCAGCUACGCCGUCUGGCUUCAAGUAUCUGCACUGUCUGGACAUGUGUGAUUAUUGUCUGCAAGAUGUUAUACCAGCUUUCCACCAUUGAUCCUGUCAAAUUUUCGGUUAACUGUACCUGGCCAAAUGAAAAUCAAACAAAUAUAAAUUUAAAAUAUUUGAACACAUCCAUACUCUACAGUGGUCCCAUUGAUCCAUCAGAGUGGGUUGGACUGAGAAAGUCAUCUCCAUUGCUUGUGUACCUCAGGAAUAAUCUACUAAUGCUAGCUAUUUUGGCCUUUGAAGUAACAAUUUACCGCCAUCAGGAAUAUUAUCGAUGUAGAAAUAAUCUUACAGCUCCUGUGUCUAAAACCAUUUUUCAUGACAUUACAAGAUUGCAUCUGGACAAUGGACUGAUCAAUUGUGCCAAGUAUUUCAUAAAUUACUUCUUCUACAAGUUUGGGUUGGAGACUUGUUUCCUAAUGUCAGUUAAUGUAAUUGGCCAGCGAAUGGAUUUUUACGCUAUGAUUCAUGCCUGUUGGCUAAUUGCUGUAUUAUAUCGACGAAGAAGAAAAGCAAUUGCUGAGAUCUGGCCAAAGUACUGCUGCUUUCUGGCAUGCAUCAUCACAUUCCAGUAUUUCGUGUGUAUUGGCAUUCCACCUGCUCCUUGUAGAGAUUAUCCAUGGAGAUAUUAUGGUGCCAGUUUUAACAACAACAUCAUAAAAUGGUUAUACUUUCCAGAUUUCAUUGUACGGCCCAAUCCAGUUUUUCUUGUCUAUGACUUCAUGCUGUUACUAUGUGCCUCCUUACAACGGCAAACUUUUGAGGAUGAAAACAAAGCUGCAGUACGGAUCAUGGCCGGGGAUAAUGUGGAAAUCUGCAUGAGCCUUGAUGCAGCCUCUUUUAGCCAACAUAAUCCUGUACCAGAUUUCAUUCACUGCCGGUCUUACUUGGACAUGUACAAAGUGGUCAUCUUUAGCUAUCUCUUCUGGUUUGUUCUCACAAUCAUCUUCAUUACUGGAACCACCCGGAUCAGCAUAUUCUGUAUGGGUUAUUUGGUGGCCUGUUUCUAUUUCCUGCUGUUUGGGGGAGAUUUGCUACUGAAACCCAUCAAAAGCAUCCUUCGCUACUGGGACUGGCUGAUUGCAUACAAUGUUUUUGUGAUUACAAUGAAAAAUAUACUGUCAAUUGGAGCUUGCGGUUACAUUGAAUCCUUGGUUAGAAACAGUUGCUGGUUGAUCCAAGCCUUUAGCCUGGCUUGUACAGUCAAAGGCUAUAAAAUGCCUCUUGAUCAUAAAGAUUGUAAAUUGCCCAGUGGUGAGGCUGGAAUUAUCUGGGACAGUAUUUGUUUUGCAUUCCUUUUGCUACAAAGAAGAGUUUUCAUGAGUUAUUAUUUCCUCCAUGUGGUUGCUGACAUAAAAGCUUCACAAAUCCUGGCAUCAAGAGGUGCUGAACUUUUCCAAGCUACAAUUGUAAAGGCUGUAAAAGCAAGAAUGGAGGAAGAGAAAAAAUCAAUGGACCAGCUCAAGAGACAAAUGGACCGCAUCAAAGCUCGGCAACAGAAAUACAAAAAGGGGAAAGAGAGAAUGCUGAGUUUGACCCAAGAGUCAGGUGAAGGACAAAGUCUUCAAAGAGUCUCUGAAGAGGAUGACGAAAGAGAAGCAGACAAACAGAAAGCCAAGGGCAAAAAAAAGCAGUGGUGGCGGCCUUGGGUUGAUCAUGCUUCCAUGGUCAGGAGUGGAGAUUAUUAUUUGUUUGAGACGGAUAGUGAAGAGGAAGAAGAGGAGGAGGAAAAAAAAGAAGAAGAACCACCAAGAAAGUCAGCAUUCCAGAGAGCUAUUGGGAAGUUUGCAUCAGCCAUUUUAGCCUUGCCAAAGUCUGUCAUUAAACUUCCUAAAACUAUUCUUCAGUAUUUAAUCAGAGCUGCAAAGUUUGUAUAUCAGGCCUGGAUUACUGAUCCUAAAACAGCUCUCCGACAGAGAAGAAAGGAGAAAAAAAGGUCUGCAAGAGAAGAGCAAAAACGGAGGAGGAAAGGAUCUGGGGAGGGGCCUGUGGAAUGGGAAGACCGAGAAGAUGAGCCAAUAAAAAAGAAAUCUGAUGGACCAGAUAACAUCAUCAAAAGGAUAUUCAAUAUUUUAAAGUUUACCUGGGUUCUGUUUUUGGCAUCAGUAGAUAGUUUUACAACCUGGCUUAACUCCAUUUCACGGGAGCACAUUGACAUAUCUACAGUGCUAAGAAUUGAGAGAUGCAUGCUGACCAGAGAAAUUAAAAAGGGCAAUGUUCCAACUCGAGAGAGCAUCCAUAUGUACUAUCAGAACCAUAUUAUGAAUCUUUCUAGAGAAUCGGGACUGGACACAAUUGAUGGAAAUCCUGGUGCUGCUUCAGGCUUAAAAACAGCCCGAAGGAUGGAUAGCUUAGAUUCUCAUGACAGUAUCUCCAGCUGCUACACUGAAGCAACCAUGCUGUUCUCAAGGCAAUCCACCCUUGAUGAUUUAGAUGGACCAGAAACUGUUCCUAAAACAAGUGAGCGUGCCCGACCUAGGCUUCGUAAAAUGUACAGCAUGGAUAUGUCCUCUUCAUCAGCUGACAGUGGCAGUUUAGCAUCAAGUGAGCCCACACAAUGUACCAUGCUAUAUUCUCGCCAGGGGACAACUGAAACCAUUGAGGAAGUAGAAGCAGAGCAUGAAGAAGAAGUAGUGGGCCCCCUACCUGAGCUAAAAGAUGAAGAAGAUGAUGAGUAUGAUGAGGACUCAGUGGAGGUAGAUCUCACCUCAGAUGCUGAGUUGCCACAGUAUUCUACUAUGGACACCAUGGAUACAAUGGAUACUGUGGAUGGUGAUGUAGAAGCCCCACCUUCCUACAGCAAAGCAGUGAGCUUUGAACACCUCUCCUUUGACUCCCACGAUGUGUCUGAUGAUAAGAACCACAUGGUAGUGAGUCCAGAUGACAGCCGGACAGAUAAGUCGGGGUCAAGCAUUCCGCUACCACUGACACAUGAGCUAACAGCCAGUGAGCUUCUUUUAAACAAGAUGUUUCAUGAUGAAGAACUAGAAGAGUCAGAAAAAUUUUAUGUUGAUCAACCCCGAUUCUUGCUCUUGUUUUAUGCUCUCUACAACACGCUAGUGGCCCGCUCAGAAAUGGUGUGUUACUUUGUGAUUAUCCUCAAUCAUAUGAUCUCAGCUUCCAUGAUUACCCUUGUACUUCCUAUCCUUAUCUUCCUCUGGGCCAUGCUGUCAGUCCCAAGACCCAGUAGGCGUUUCUGGAUGACAGCCAUUGUAUAUACAGAGGUGGCCAUUGUCAUCAAAUAUUUCUUCCAAUUUGGUUUCUUUCCCUGGAACAAGAAUCUGGAUUUCUACAAAGACAAACCAUACCAUCCACCAAACAUCAUUGGAGUGGAGAAAAAAGAGGGUUAUGUGCUUUAUGAUCUUAUUCAGCUCCUGGCUCUGUUCUUCCACCGAUCAAUUUUAAAGUGUCAUGGCUUAUGGGAUGAAGAUGAUACUGUUGAUACUGGAACCAAUAAAGAUGAUUCUGAUGAUGAACUCUCACUAAACAUGGGAAGAAGAGAUUCCUCGGACUCAAUGAAAUCUGUCAAUCUUGCAGCAUCAGUGGAAUCAGUCCAUGUCCACUUCCCAGAGCAACAGGCGGCCAUCAGAAGGAAGAGCUCCAGCAGCAACUCACAUCUAUCCCACAGAUCUAGUUUCUCCUCAAAUAGGUCUAAGAGAGGCAGCACCAGCACUCGGAACAGUAGUCAAAAAGGCAGCAGUGUCCUCAGCAUUAAACAGAAGAGUAAAAGGGAACUGUAUAUGGAAAAGUUCCAAGAACACUUCAUCAAAGCAAAAGCUUUCACCAUAAAGAAGACCCUCCAAAUAUACGUGCCCAUCCGGCAGUUCUUUUAUAACCUCAUCCACCCAGACUACAGCGCUGUGACGGAUGUGUAUGUGCUGAUGUUCCUCGCUGACACCGUGGACUUCAUCAUCAUUGUGUUUGGCUUUUGGGCUUUUGGGAAACACUCUGCAGCGGCAGACAUCACAUCCUCACUGUCUGAGGACCAGGUCCCCGAGGCGUUCUUGGUAAUGGUGCUCAUUCAAUUUGGAACCAUGGUGGUAGACCGAGCAUUAUAUCUCCGGAAGACUGUCCUGGGAAAGGUGAUUUUCCAGGUCAUUCUGGUGUUUGGAAUACACUUCUGGAUGUUCUUCAUCUUGCCAGGUGUGACUGAGAGGAAAUUCAGCCAGAACCUGGUUGCUCAGCUUUGGUAUUUCGUGAAAUGUGUUUAUUUUGGCCUGUCUGCCUACCAGAUUCGCUGUGGCUAUCCAACUCGGGUACUAGGAAACUUCCUCACCAAAAGUUAUAAUUAUGUCAACCUCUUCUUAUUUCAAGGGUUCCGCCUGGUUCCAUUUUUGACUGAAUUGAGAGCCGUGAUGGACUGGGUGUGGACAGACACAACUCUGAGCCUUUCCAGCUGGAUCUGUGUAGAAGAUAUUUAUGCUCACAUAUUCAUUCUGAAGUGUUGGCGGGAAUCUGAAAAAAGAUAUCCCCAGCCCAGAGGACAGAAGAAAAAGAAAGUUGUGAAGUAUGGCAUGGGAGGCAUGAUCAUUGUCCUAUUGAUUUGUAUUGUCUGGUUCCCCCUCCUUUUCAUGUCCCUAAUCAAAUCUGUUGCUGGGGUCAUCAACCAGCCCCUGGAUGUCUCUGUCAAAAUAACCCUGGGAGGGUAUCAGCCUAUUUUCACUAUGAGUGCUCAACAGAGCCAGCUGAAAGUUAUGGAGCCAGCUAUGUUUAAAUCAUUUCUAAAGAAUCACUCAACAAAUACAAAUGCUAUGCAAUUUCUGGAAAAUUAUCAAAGAGAAGACAUAACAAUAGUAGAACUGGAAGGAAAUUCAAAUUCUUUGUGGACCAUCAGCCCUCCCAGUAAGCUGAAAAUGAUAAACGAACUCACGGAUUUUAAAAAUAGCUUCUCUCUUGUUUUUUCAUGGAGUAUUCAGAGAAAUAUGAGUCUGGGUGCAAAAGCAGAAAUAGCAUCAGAUAAGCUUUCUUUUACUCUUGAAAAUGAGACCAGAAUUUCUAUCGCUCAGAUGAUGUCUGACUCCAAAUUUACAGCAAUACCAGCGACCAUAAAAGGAAUAUAUCCAUAUUACCUCAAAGCUCCCAGUGAUGCCAAUACAAAACCCAUAAAGCAGCUUUUAAAAGAAAAUAAUUUUAAAGAUAUCACAAUCAUUCUGCGCCGAGAUAAUAAGAGUGUAAUCGAGAAUGAGUGGUGGGUACUUGAUCUGCUUGGAAAUAAGUUACUUAACCAAGAUCAGAAAGGUUUGGAAUUGGUGGUUUUCAAUGACAAAGUCAGCCCUCCCAGUCUUGGAUUUCUUGCCGGCUAUGGUAUUAUGGGACUGUAUGCUUCUGUCGUCCUUGUGAUUGGAAAAUUUGUCCGUGAAUUCUUCAGUGGAAUCUCUCACUCCAUAAUGUUUGAAGAACUACCAAAUGUAGAUAGAAUUUUGAAAUUGUGCACCGACAUUUUCUUAGUGAGAGAGACAGGGGAACUGGAACUAGAGGAAGACUUAUAUGCCAAACUGAUAUUCCUGUAUCGCUCACCAGAGACAAUGAUCAAAUGGACUAGAGAAAAAGACAACUGAUGCAAUGAGAAACAAAAUGCAAAAAAAAAUGACAUUUAAUUUUUUUAAAAGCACAAAAUUCUCAGAAGAAUCAAGUGUUUUCUAGUUGGGCAUUGAUGGCCUCUCCUAGAUCUCUUGGAAACCAUGCCACCUUUCCAAAUAAGGGAUGAUGGUGAAGCUUGGUUUUGAUAUUUUUUAAUUCCAUUUCUCUCAAACCACAGGAACUUGCUUUACAAUGUUGUCAGCUGUGUCUGGCAUUCAGUGUGGCCAAGCAAAGAGCCAUAUUUAUGAAUUCAGAGAGGACCAAGAGGGAAAAGAACAAAAAUAAAAGAUGCCCCAUGGAUGGUUUAACUGAGCUUAUGAAGGUGACACAGUUUGAGAUGUACAAAGUCCAGUUUUCUAUCAAUAACUGUGAAGAAGCCAUGAUGGAAAAGCGGGAGACCUCCAGCAUGCAAGCAAUGGGGAAUAACAAUAUGGGGCUCAGAGUCUCUUCACCCUAUCUGUUUCUGGCAAAACAGAGCUAUUGAGACCUCAAAUAGAGGACAAGCCUCACUCUAAGCAAAAAGAUAAUCUUAGUGAUAAUCUCUUACUGCCUUAUUUUAUUUGAAAAAAAUCAUAGGAAGAAAAUUUCCAUUAAACAUCAAUGACUUCUCAGGAAAAAAAAAUCAAAAACAACAGUAAAACCCAUUUUGCUAAGGUCCCACUAAACUCUAACACCAAUGACGACGACUGUUCUAUGAGGUUAUUUGCUUCUCAGAGUUACUGCUCCUCAUUAGACAUAGACAUGCAGUAUAAAUUAAGGCAACCUGAUUAUAUAAGGAGCACUUUGAAUUUAUAAAUCUUUAAUAACUGAGGUCAUAAGCAUUCUCCUGCCUUUUCCCCAUCCUUUACCAUGCUUUUUCCCCAUUUUGAUGAUUUAAGGCAAUGGUUUUUCCACUCUAUGACAUUUUCCUUCCAGUUUUUCAGGUAUACCAAAGUGUUUACAUAUGCCAAUUCACAUUUUUACAUCCAAGACGGGUUUUUUAAGUUCAUAAUUAUGAAAGAAGUUAUGUAUAUGAGCUUGGGGAAAAUAAAAUGGCCUUUUCUUAAAUUAUUAUUAUUGGUGAUACAACCUCUUCAUUAAAGAACAAUAUAGCAUGAAGUUAUGAUUGAAAUGUAGUUUUCAUUACAUGUUAACUUAUGGUUUCAGAGAAGAACCAUUGAAUAAACUGAGGUAUGUGAAAAGUUUAUCCCAGGUAGUUUGGGUUUGGGAAUGACACAAAAAUAAAGCCAUGUUGUACAGUCAUUUUAAAGAUAUUCAUUAUUCUGCCAUUUUGCAUGGAAUUUAUGAAAAGGGUAUGAGGGAAGUAUUUAUCCGCAACAUAUAGCCAGGAAUGAAGAAAACCCCAAUGGAGAUGAAGAGUCAUGUGUUUUCCUCUUUGCUGCUGUGUAUGAAUAAUGUAAUAGGUUGCUACCUAGAAAUUAUCAAGGUCCUAAAUUCUAAAGAGAAAAACUAUUAUAGUGAAUAUAGAGCUUUAACAGCAGAAUUCAAAUAAUGUUCAGCGCUUCCAAAUAAAUAUUACACAUUUGUUAUUAUACUGUGAAAAGUAUCACACGUUCGACCCUCCACGUGGCAUCUUGAAAUAAACUGCUUCAAACCACUGUAACAAUAAAAUUGAAUCAGUGAAUGGAA
Messenger RNA from Monodelphis domestica (gray short-tailed opossum), 11393 nucleotides. It is a transcript of the gene PIEZO2, whose product is annotated as piezo type mechanosensitive ion channel component 2. NCBI's taxonomy places the organism in Eukaryota, Metazoa, Chordata, Mammalia, Didelphimorphia, Didelphidae. Gene Ontology annotation, cellular component: membrane. Gene Ontology annotation, molecular function: mechanosensitive monoatomic ion channel activity. The record is from RefSeq and is a predicted model, not a curated record.